AUGACCGAGUCAAAGGAUAUGACCGAAAUAAUUGAUAAAAAUUUAGAGGAUAUAGAAAUCCAGGAAGUACUUAAAAAUGGUACGGACUUAAGGGAAUAUGCAUUACAAAUCGAUAAAAGUAUCAAAGAAGCAGAAAAAAAUUCGGUCGCUGAUUAUCUAAAGGAAAGUGAGAAUAUUUCAUCACUACAUAGUCAAAUCGAAGAUUGUGAUGGAAUUCUUGCUCGCAUGGAAAGUAUGCUGUUGGUUUUUCAGAAUGAUUUGGGGAGCAUAAGUAAUGAAAUUAUAAGCUUGCAAAAGCGUUCAGUUAAUAUGUCCGUUCAACUUUCCAACCGCCAAGCCCUUAAAGGUCCAUUGUCAUCAUUUAUAGAGGAUAUUGUAGUCUCUGAGACUCUUAUAUUUGGUAUCAACAAUGUUCCUGUAGUUGACAAAGAAUUCAUGAUACAACUGGCUAUACUGAACCAAAAACUUAACUUUGUAAAAGAACAAGAAUUCAAAGAAACGAAAGCAUGUCAUGAUGUUAAGGACAUCUUGGAAAAGUUGAAAAUAAAAGCCGUGGCUAAGAUAAGGACAUAUAUAUUGGAACAGAUAUAUAAAUUUCGAAAACCAAUGGCCAACUACCAAAUCCCGCAGAAUGCAAUGUUAAAAUACAAAUUCUUUUUUGAAUUCAUAUUAUCCAAUGAGAGAAAUGUUGCACAAGAAAUAUGCAAUGAAUACAUUGAUACACUAAGCAAAGUCUACUACUCAUAUUUCAAGUCUUAUGCUUCUAGAUUAGAUAAGUUGAAGUAUGAAGAAGUUCCCACAAAAGAUGAUUUAAUGGGCAUAGAGGAUGGGUCAAAGGGUGGUUUCUUUCAAAAGUCCAAUCUUAAAAAUAAAAGCACUAUAUUCACUAUUGGUAACAGAGGUGAUGUGCUCGCUCAACAAUUAGAAGCUCCUAUAAUUGUUCCUCAUGUGCAACAGAAGACAAAGUACUCCUAUGAAGCACUCUUCAGAAGCUUACAAUAUGCUUUAGUGGACAACAGUUGCAGGGAAUAUUUGUUUACAACAGAAUUUUUCCAUGUAAAAGGCAGUCAUGCUCAGGAAUUAUUUGACAGGAUACUUGGCAGAACACUUUCUUUACUUGUGAAAAAUGUUGAGAACUAUGUGUUAGAGUGUUAUGAUUGUCUUGCAUUAUUUCUAUGCAUACAACUUAUAAAUAGAUAUCGAUGGAUGUGUCACAAGAGAGCUGUCGCUGCUUUGGAUAGUUAUUGGGACUCUUUAUUAGGGACACUUACACCCAGAUUGGAGUAUAUUCUUAAACUGAACAUUCAAAGUGUCAGAGAUUGUGAUCCAGCCAAGUUAUCAAAUAAAGAGAUGGGACCUCACUAUAUAACAAGAAGAUAUGCUGAAUUUUCUGCGGCAGUGCUCAGUUUGAGUGAGCAGUUCCCCAAUGAAGAGCUAAGUAAUCUCCUACUUGCAAUGCAAGACGAAGUACAUUGUUUCUUGUUAAAGAUGGCAGCUGAAUUCCCGCAGAGAAUACAGCAAUUGAUAUUUUUGAUUAACAACUAUGAUAUGGUCUUGAAUAUUUUAAUGGAAAGGACCAGAGACAAUACAAAGGAGGCGGAAAGUUUUAAGGAGCAAUUACAAGCUAGAAGCACAGAAUAUGUCGAAGAAAUACUCAGCCCACAUUUUGGAGGUCUCAUGCAGUUUGUGAAGGAAGGGGAACAAUUACUUGAAAGUGAUAAAAAGAAUGAACUUGCAAAUUUGGAAAAGAAAUCCUUGUCGCUGGUCACAUCUUUCACAGCAGGUUGGAAACAGAGUCUUGAAGAAAUACACAGAGAAGUGCUAGUGUCAUUCCCGAAUCUAGUAACCGGCUCGGGUUUAUUACAAAUGGCUCUAACAAAUUUUGUUCAGUAUUAUCAUAAGUUUGUUAAACUCCUAACACCUAAUGCACGCACCCAACUUGUAAAUAUUCAUGUUAUAAUGGUUGAAAUCAAGAAAUACAAAACAAAUUAUUGA
This is a messenger RNA of Danaus chrysippus (African queen), 1995 nucleotides long. NCBI's taxonomy places the organism in Eukaryota, Metazoa, Arthropoda, Insecta, Lepidoptera, Nymphalidae. The record is from the annotation of a GenBank genome assembly.